Messenger RNA from Tuber melanosporum (Perigord truffle), 2448 nucleotides. RefSeq lists its product as uncharacterized. Gene Ontology annotation, molecular function: phosphatidylinositol binding. Gene Ontology annotation, cellular component: intracellular membrane-bounded organelle. Lineage: Eukaryota; Fungi; Ascomycota; Pezizomycetes; Pezizales; Tuberaceae. The coding region runs from base 1 to 2448 and encodes 815 amino acids. The record is from RefSeq and is a predicted model, not a curated record. The transcript has a single exon.
AUGCACGGACACAUCUCCAGCAAGCGGCCUACAGAUACCUUUCUGCUUUUCUUGGUAUCGACUUCCAAUAUUUUCAUCGUGUUCUUUCGCGAACUGGCUCAGACAGCGCAGACCUCGAUUGGAACCUACGUCGAAGAAUACCCUUCCUCAGCACUGGCGCAACUAGUAGACCGGGAGAGCCAGAAGAGAAAGCUGCGGAUGGCGGCAGAAGAUAUUCUCCACACAUUUCUUCCUGCGGAAGCUGUCAAUUGCACUUCCGUACGGACUUUCUUAACGGAGAUAUUGGCUAGUGCGGUAUUAGAGAAGACGGUAGAAAAGUGCUCAAGAGCUGACUUUAUUAAUGAUUGGAUAAUUUAUUUGUUGGAGGCAGAGACACAGCCGGAGAUAUUGCAGAAGAUAGAUAUUGGUGCGAUUGAGGGCUCGGAUGAGGGUGCAGCUGUAACCGAACAGCUCGCGAAACAGAAGCGGCUGAGCCGAGCGGAGGAGGAAAUGGAGAAAGCAAUGAAGGAGGCUCAAGAAUUAUCAAAGAUGAUCGCAGAGAAUGAAGCGAAAGCAGUGCGGAACUCCAUGGAGGUUGGAGCGUCGCCUGCAACUACAGCGAAUGGGGUAUUAAAAGAUGGUGUAACGGAGAGCCCUGUUAGGAUGUCGUUCGAUAGUAAGGGCGUUUCAUCGUCUUCGCUACCUCCCGAAAUUCCAGAAGAGCCCAGUACGGAAGAAGAGGAAAAGCCACCGACACCUCCGCCACGAUCGGGAGCAUUCACUUCUUUCGAUCAACUCGUCGUACCGGCCGCGGAACCCCAGGAAAUCUUUUUCCGUGCGCGUGUCGAGCUCUCAGACCUCACACCCGUCACAGGCGGCGCCGACAAACUACUUCGCUCAAAACCUACCAGCUCAAUAUAUCUUUUGCAGAUCGAACCUGCCUCCAGUUCCAUUCCCGGUUGGAUAGUUACCAGGAAAUACCCCGAUUUUGAGGCAUUGCACGAGGUUCUGUCGCGGAUAUCCAAAAUCUCUGGCGUUGUCGGAUUCUCUGACCUGCCGGCUUGGAGGGGGCAGACAAAGGAAUCGCUAAGGGCAGGUUUGGAAAAAUACCUGAGCUCUGCGUUAAAGAUACAUGGUCUGGCCGAGUGCGAAGGGAUGAAGAGGUUCUGGGAGAAGGACAACGCAACCACUGAGUCGGGGAAUACCGGUCAAGGAGGAUUUGCAAGGCUAGGGAAGGCCUGGCCAAACCCUCAGGCACUCGCAAAGGUCGGCGGAGGAAUGUUGGAUGCAUUGACUAAAGCACCGCAGGGGGCUGCAGAAGGCGGAAAAGCCCUCUUUGGCGGGGUAUUUCGGAAUGGUGUUGGUAUUAAGCGAGCAUCCACAUCAAGUGUCACCCUACAACUACCCUCAGAGUACGGGAACAACUCUCCACAAAAUGGGACAACGUCUAGAACCUCGGUGGAAAGCCUAAGUUUCACCCAACCCACCACCCACGAACGCUCAGGAUCUACUACAACGCUCAACGGAUCACCAGAAGCGGACUUCGUAACUUUAGCAUUCGAAACACAAAACCCAACGCUCCCACCGCACCCGUCUUCUAUCGUUGAAGAACCUGCAGAGGAUAGGCCAGAAUUACCACCUCGGAGAACGAGUGCUAGACAAAGCAUGACAGAAAUGCCUGGCGUCGAUGGCCGGGAGAUGCUCAACCUCCCGCCACCACCGAGUGAUAUGCCAGACGACUAUGAUCAUGACUCCGACUCUGGCAUCACACUCUCUAGCCUACGCGCGAAUUCCACUUCCUCCAUGCUACAGCCAAACCCAAGCUUACUCUCAACCAGCAGCAGUGCAUCAAACCUGCAAACAAUAGCCCACCCCCAAACCAUCACCGCUACAUCCUUACCACCGGAAACGGCAACAACCCCACCCCCCGAACCCUCUCCAGGGAAAAAACCCACAUCCCCACUCUCCCCCACUGAGGCCCAGUUCGUCGUAGAAAUCAUCUUCGCCAUAAUCUCAGAACUGUACACCCUCUCAUCAGCCUGGAUUUUCCGCCGCUCGCUCUUAAACGUGGCAAAGUCAAUCCUCCUCCGGCCCGGCAACGCAUCUCUAGAAUCCAUCCGCGUGCUGAUCCAGGAAACCGUCAUAGAGGCGAAUACCAAAGACGAAGCGGUAGCAUCCUAUAUACGCAAGAUCCGGGAAAGCGCGUUCAUGACGAAGGAAGAAUUUGAGGGCUGGCAGGCGUCCGUCAAAGUGGCGGAGCGGGGGGAAGAGGGGGAGGAGAGUAAGAGGGAGAAGGCACGCAUGUUGGUGCGCGAACGAGGAUUGCCGGAAGCGCUGAGGGGGGUUAUGGGUGGGGGUGCGAGCGCGGAGUGUUGUGCUUUCAUGUUUGAUGCACUACAGGAGGAGGGGGUCGCGAGGGGUGUCGUGGCUGGGUUGGUUUGUGAGGCUAUUAGGGGGGUUUGUCAAUAA